This is a messenger RNA of Acinonyx jubatus (cheetah), 3843 nucleotides long. Its product is annotated as olfactory receptor 4F3/4F16/4F29-like. The transcript has a single exon. NCBI's taxonomy places the organism in Eukaryota, Metazoa, Chordata, Mammalia, Carnivora, Felidae. Bases 430 to 1368 code for a protein of 312 amino acids. Gene Ontology annotation, molecular function: olfactory receptor activity; G protein-coupled receptor activity. The record is from RefSeq and is a predicted model, not a curated record. Gene Ontology annotation, cellular component: membrane. Gene Ontology annotation, biological process: G protein-coupled receptor signaling pathway.
GUCUCUCUCAAUAAAAAUGCAUAAACUUAAAAUAUUAAAAAAAAGCAAUAGCAGUGAAUUCUGGCAAAUGCAAUCUUUACCUCUUCUUUGUUUUUCUGUUUGUGUUGCAUUGCACCACCUUCCCCGUGUCUCAUGAUCCUUGCUAUAUACAUCUAUGUUUUCAUAUUUGCAUCAUUUUCUUGUUUAUAGAUCCAUAGUCCUUGCAGCCAUUGUGUUAGGAAUACUGUAUGUGGGAGUGACUCAACUGCUUUAGGUGAUCCCAGGUAAAAUGCAUAUUUAAUAAUGACCCUGAGAAGGAAUUGAGGAGUUAUCUUGUUCUCACAAUGUGAAUAUCCUUGAUUAAUUAAUCAUUUUAAUGCAGAACUUCAUUAACAUUCUCAUUUUAGUUUCUUGUUUUCUUUUGUCUGGAACAUUCUAGUGGAUAAAUCAAUGGAUAGAGCAAAUCACUCUGUGGUGUCAGAGUUUGUGUUCCUGGGACUCACCGAUUCCUGGGAGAUCCAACUUCUCCUCUUUGUGUUCUCCUCUACGUUUUAUGUGGCAAGCAUGAUGGGAAACUCCCUCAUCAUGCUCACUGUGAUUUCUGACCCUCACUUACACUCCCCCAUGUACUUUCUGUUGGCCAACCUCUCCUUCAUUGACCUGGGAGUUUCUUGUGUCAUUUCUCCGAAGAUGAUUUAUGACCUUUUCAGAAAGCAUAAGGUCAUCUCCUUUGGUGGCUGCAUCACUCAAAUCUUCUUCAUCCACGUCAUUGGUGGCGUGGAGAUGGUGCUGCUCAUCGCCAUGGCCUUUGACAGAUAUGUUGCCAUAUGCAAGCCUCUGCACUAUUUGACUAUUAUGAACCGAAAAAUGUGUAUUUUGCUUUCAGUUGCUGCCUGGGUAAUUGGCUUGACCCACUCUGUGAUUCAACUGGUUUUUGUAAUAUCAUUGCCAUUCUGUGGCCCUAAUGUGUUAGACAGCUUUUAUUGUGACUUUCCUCGGUUCAUCAGACUUGCCUGCACAGACCCCUACCGUCUAGAGUUCAUGGUCAUAGCCAACAGUGGGUUCAUAUCUCUGGGAUCAUUCUUCAUAUUGAUUGUCUCCUACAUUUCUAUCCUGAUCUCUGUUCGGAAACACUCUUCAGCAGGCACAUCUAAGGCCCUCUCCACUUUGUCAACUCAUGUCAUGGUGGUGAUUUUGUUCUUUGGCCCGUGCAUCUUCGUUUAUAUCUGGCCUCACCCCACCUCACACCUGGACAAAUAUCUUGUUGUCUUUGAUGCAGUUCUCACUCCUUUUUUUAACUCAGUCAUCUAUACAUUCAGGAACAACGAGAUGAAAGUGGCAAUGAGGAAAAUGUGUAGUCGGUUUAUUAUUUAUAGAAGGAUUUCUUAAAUGACACAAGUAUUACAAAAUUUCCUUACUGACUUGAAGUAACAUUACAUAUCCAUACUUUGAAUACCAGAUUCCAAGUACCUUACUACCAUUGAGUUGUCCCAGAUUAACAAGGGUCUUAAAAAAUCUUAACUGAGAGAUUGUGUUGCUGCCUAUGGUUGGUUGAAGGAAGCAUGUGGUGUGAAAAACAGUAGCUCCCAGAGAAGGACAAUUGCUUGUCUCUCGGGAGACAUUACCUUGAUGAAUUUACUGUGGUCUAGAAUUCAAAAUUGUGUCUCUUCAGUGUCUGAGUGCGUUAUAUAAGGGGAUGCUGGUUGAUGCAAAAUAAAUUGAUACUAGAUAGAAAUAUAUACGUAUAUCAAGAUGUCAAUUGAUUAAUUUGCUGUGGAAGAUCAGCAAGUGGUCUGAACUUUCAUGUAAGCCUAAUUGAUUAAUUCAGUGAAGGGAAAUUUAUGAGAAGUCAAGUGAUGGUAAGGACAUUAAUGAGGAGGGAACCGGAGUAAGAGGAGUCAGCUGGACACUCAAAUAAUCACAUGAGAUUGUGAUGCCUUUGAGGAUAGGCCUGCCAUCAGAAGUGGAAAAAUAAUGGAUCCUUAGGCCAGGCCACGUUUCUGUCUGGACAGAGCUGGUUGGUCUCACAAGAUUUACCUUUUGACUUUUGUUUGUACUCUGUUUCAGACUAUCUAACUCCUAUGUUCUUUAAGAUUCAUUCUCACUUUUGUUUGUAACUAGCCCGGUUCUUCCUUUUCUUUCUUAUGAAAUAAUACUAUUCCCAUUGCAUUUACAGGAUUUGAGUCAUUGCAAGCUGAGUUUUAGUUUGGGAGGUGUUUUUUUUAUAUGAAUGUAUUAUAUUCUAGGGGAAUAAGGGAUUUGCAUACAUGGAUUUAGAAAUUUCCAUUCAUAUCCAUUUUAACAAAGAAGAACCAAGGCUCAUUCUCAGAGAUGUAGUACAAAUAACUCUGAACCUUAUGUAUCCUUACACAUACUCCUUAACCAGUUUAUCAGUAUUCCUAUUGUCUUGUAAGUGGUCCUUAUUAAUGAAAUUACAAUGUUACUUGCUAAUUUAUUUGUCUUUUCUUUUGAUUUCCAUUGCUCUUUUUAUCAUUCAUUCAUUAUUUUUGACACCCUUGAUGGAUAUGGAAAAGUUUAGUAGCUAGCACUUAUACUCAGUGUCCUAAGAUUUGUUUGGAAGUAGUGUUUUUAAAGGGGAGAUUCCAGGUUUCUCUUUUACUGAUUAAAUAAUGUUCAGUAGGCUAGCAGGCUACCAGAUUCCUCUCUGAUUUAAAAAAAUUUUUACCCCUCCCAAUCUUUUGUCUGUCUGCUCUUCUAUCAGGUCUGUAGGUAUGAUAAGACAGAUUUGCCAACUGUAUAGUACCUGAAGAUUUUCUGUAUCACUUAAUUUUAAAGGUCAUUCUUUGCACUGUGAAGAAAUAACUACUUUUAGUGGACAUCUAGUCUGUUAUUUGCUCAAAUCAGCCACCUGCUUCUCCUGGUAAAUGUAGCUUUGUCUUGCCGUAACCAUGUCAUAUGACUGGAAGGUGACAUGUAAAUCCUACCUCUCUGACUACUUCUGUUUGCUUAAAGGAUGCUUCUGAACCAAGUCUUGAUGACACAUCUCUUAGCCAUAGUUGAAGGCUUCAGGUAUGAGCCUCUGACCAAGAUGGGCCAAAUCUGAGCUUUUCCUCAGGGUGGUAGACCCAAGAACAGAGAGAAAACAAGCUCAUCCCUCUUUGAGCUGUGAUACGGAGAAACUGCUGGCCAUCAUACUUCCUGCUGUCAAAAAUCAAGUCUGGGAUACUGAAAAAACAUAUGUGGAAAAAGACACAGGAUUUACAGAUAGAAGCUUGGCAGUAGCCAGGUUCUUGGUUCCAACAGUCUUUGGCAUUCAGCUUCAUUCUUGCCCACCCAUGAAUUUGGUGACCAGCUGAGCUAAUAAAUGGGCGAAUACAUUAACCUUCUUGCUUAAGUUUGUUUGAGGUGUGGUUUUGUCCUGUAUAAUCGAAAGGGUAUUGAUAAAUACAUUUCUGGUUCUAAGAAGAGUGUAUUUUCCAUGAUUUCUGAUGUGAAUUCCUCCAUGUUUUAUUACUUAAGAAAGUACUAUUUUUUCUAAUACAAUUUUUUUCUUCUAAUAAAAAGAAAAGCUUCCUUUGAAUUAGAGAUGAAGUAGAAAUCACCCAUAAAAUCACUAUGUGGAGAUAAUUAGUGGCAAUAUUUUGGUAUGCUAAUUUGUAGUGUUUUUCUCUGCCUAAAUAAAAAUAGAUAUUUAUAAAAGGGACAUUUAAUGGUCUCUGCAUUUUAUCCUGCCUGCCUUUUGAUGAAUAUUACAUUCAGAGAUGUUUUUCACAUUAUCAAAUGUUGUAGUACAAAAUAAUUUUAAAUACAUACAUACUACUGCAUUAUAUGAGAAUCAUAAUUAUAUUUGUUAUUCCUCUCUCAUUGACCAAUUAGAUUAUCUUUAAUUUUGUGCUCUGCUUG